AUGCAGCGUGUCGAGUGGCUGCUGCUCCUGGCGUUGGUAGCCUCCGUUUCAACGGCAGUGACUCCAAGGAGGAGGCGACACAACGCGUCGGAAUCCGCAACUACCUCCAGUCCCGGUGAUUGGGGAUCAGCCUGGGGCUUGGGUCCGGAGAUGGCACUUGUGAGGAGGGUCUACGACGAUUGCCAAGACAAGAACGACUUCAUUGGCUGCCUGAAACAGAAAGCCCUCCAUGCUCUCAGUCGAGCCCUGGACCAGGACUCCAUCAAGAUAGUGGAUGGUCUGGUGCUGGAGAAGCAAAACCAGACCGAAACGGAGAGCAUACUGGGCUCCCUGACGGAUGCCCGGCAAUUUGGCAACCUGGCGCCCAUCGAUCGAGCCCUUCUCUCCAAGGCGGACAAGCUGAUGCGGACGCACACGCUUAAAAUCGACAUGGACGGAGGCGGCAGUGAUGCUAGUGUGGGUCGUGGCGAGCACGGCCACAAGAAAAAGAAGCACAAGGAGGGGGGCCACAUCAAGUAUGUGGUGGCCGCCCUCCUCACAGCCAUGGGCAUCGCUGGUCCCUUGGGUCUGAAGGCUCUGGCCGCGAUCGCCGGCAAGGCUCUCGUCAUCAGUAAAGUGGCCCUGACCAUUGCCGGGAUCAUUGCGCUCAAGAAACUCUUCUCGCACGACCACAGCGAGGAGACCAGCUUCCAAGUGCAUGCCGGUGAACAUAACAGACGCAACACAUACGUGAUCCGGCCCGUGUCCAAGACGAGUGGUGCGGCAGGAGCCGGUGGCGUGGGCGUCACCGCCGCCGGCGGCAGCUCUUCGGUGGAUCCGUAUCGCUACUACUACGAAUACCACCAGCAGUAA
This is a messenger RNA of Drosophila teissieri, 852 nucleotides long. RefSeq lists its product as uncharacterized. Bases 1 to 852 code for a protein of 283 amino acids. Lineage: Eukaryota; Metazoa; Arthropoda; Insecta; Diptera; Drosophilidae. The transcript has 2 exons. The record is from RefSeq and is a predicted model, not a curated record.